Messenger RNA from Didymodactylos carnosus, 4254 nucleotides. Lineage: Eukaryota; Metazoa; Rotifera; Eurotatoria; Philodinida; Philodinidae. The record is from the annotation of a GenBank genome assembly.
AUGUCGUCAAAUUCAUACUAUCUGUUAGAUGUAAUUAUUAUACCAUCGAAAGAGGAAGCACCACAAAUAGAUGAUGAAAUGGUUGAAUUAUUAUUAUCAAAGAAAGGAUGGAAUAUUACAAAGAUGACACCUGUUCAUAAUCAGCAUGGACGACGUUUUAUUAUUCAAUUUGCACAAACAGAAUCUGUGGAUAAGCUUAUAACUCAAAGCGUUUUAACGUUUCAUGAUGCUGCUAAGAUGAAAAUGAAACGAACAAUAAAACAAAUUGAUAAACAGUGUUUUGUACUGAAAAUAUUAGGUGAUACAAAAAUAGAUCAAAGAAAAAUAAACUUAUACACGGAAAUACUGAUCGGAAUUAGUGAAUAUUCAAUAGAUGAUAUAACAGUAAAUCAUAAAGUAGAACAAAUCUAUUUGAUUAAAUGUGAACAAGAUAUUGAUUUAAUAAAAUUAUUCGAAAAUUACGCAAAAAAAUCUCAAUUACAAAAUAAAGAAGUGCAAUUAGUUCAGAUCUAUGAGAUUGAUAUGCUCGAUAUAUUAUUUGAAAAAUUGGAAGGACAACAAAUGUUAGACAAACAACAUGUAAUAGAGUCAUCAAAAGAUAUUAUACCAAUCUUAUUUUCAUCAUCAUUAGAUGAAAUAUUUUCAUUUUCCGUAUUUGAUGAUAAAGUAUCAGUUGAAUUUAUCGAUUCACAUGCUUUGAAAAGAUGGAUGAAAACAAAUGAAUAUCAGAGUCAAUAUAAUAUUCGCGUUCGACCGACUCUACAGGUUGUGGAGAAUGAAAUAAUUACAAAGGAAAUGAGCUCAAACAAACAAAAACUGAAUAUUAUUCAAAAUGAUUUAACGUCAGUGGAAAAAGUUCAACCUGACAGAUGUCGUCCAUCGUCUGGCAUUAUAAAGCCAUUGAUAACAAAACCACAACCUGAUUAUUCAAUGAUAGCAACAACUUCACCUAUGAGAAAAGUGGAAAUAACAUUUGAUUCCCAGUUUGAAUUAAUUACAUCUCAUCCGGUCGUUCAACUUGAUUACAAAAAAUUUAUAAGAUCAUAUGUGGAUUAUAUCGAUAAUGAUAUUGAGAUUCAUGGUUGUUCCGUUACAUGCUUCGUGUCUAAUGAAUUUGGGAAAUUAGCUCCAACAGAUUUAUUGGAUACAACGAAAAAAUUUAUGGAAAAAUUUGUUAUUAAAGAAUUACGUGAGCCAACGCUGGAACAAAUGAAUACACUAGAUAGAGAGAACUGUGCAUACAGACAAUUACCGGAUAAAAAAGGCUAUAUGGUAGCAGCUAAACGUACAGUAAUGGAUCAACUACUUCAAAUUCAGUCGCCACUUAAUCAAUCGAAAUUGUCAACAAAUAACAGUAGAGUUGACUCAUCGCCACUGUCACACCCACCAUCAGUUCUUCAAACAGAAAUCAUUCGUUAUCCAAUCGAAAGUGCACAAUAUUGUCAAUUCUUCGAUAAUGAUAUGUUCCAAAUUCGUUUCAAACAAUAUUUACGUGAUACAUACAUGACCAAUACAAAUGUGAAACGCGAGAAUGAUCAGUCAUCAUUGAAAAUGAAAGUUAUUAUCGAAUUAAAUGGUCGAUACGAAGAUAUUUGUUCAGCACGUAAUGCAAUUGAAAAUCUGUUUACAUCACUCCAAACAACAGUUUACAAUGAACAGAAUGUUGUUGAAUGGAUCAAAGUGGCCGAUUCUGUACAUGUUAUUCAAGAUUAUUUCAACCGAAAAGGUGUUAUAUGCGCCUGUCAACAAUUGAGAAAUGGGUUAAAGAUUUAUUAUUUCAGAAAUCCUCAGUUUGGUACUGAAGAAAAUCAGAUUAGUGAUGCAAUUGAUCAUGGAGUAUUUCUAUUCGAAAUUGUAACAAUAUCAUCAAAAUCACAAACAAUAUCAAAAUUAGUACAAAAAUUAGAUGACUUUUAUGGUAAAUUGCGGCAACGACCAGAUUAUAAUAAAACCAUAUGUUGUGAUACAAAUGAAACAGAAGUUUAUUUGUUUGGCUUAACAGGAAUAGUUCUAGAAAUAAAAGAUAAAUUUGAAUCAAUCAAAGAUCAAUAUGAGCCAAAAUUACACAAAUUACAAUUAGAACAAAAUCAAAUCAAAUACUUAUUAAAUAUGCGAUUCAGAGAACUGCAAGCGCUGGAAGCAAAACAUAAAGAUGAUGGUGUUGAAAUUUUAUCAAAUAUUGUAAAUUCAUCUAUUUUAGCACCUGUUAGUAUUUAUGAACAACAUUUAAAACGAUGUCUGCUCGAAUAUGCACGAACAUCUGAAUUGGAAUUUGAUAUCAGGGAACCAUUAGGAUUUAGUGUAUUGAUUCAAAAUCAAGAAUAUUUAUUAACUGACAUAGCUAAUAGAUAUUCAUGUUAUAUUGAAACAAAAAUUGAAACACAAAAAAUACCCAUUGCAAUACCAAAAGCAAAUGUUAAAGAAUUAGCAUCGGUUGCACAAACAAAUGAUGCUAUUCAAUUGUCAGUCCCAUCUUCUCCAAACGCAAUUAUAGCUGGACCAGUAACAACAACAUCUAAUAGUAGUCUAAAGGUAGCUAAUGGUACUAUUGAUAUACAUUUUGGAGAUUUAACAACAGAAACGGCUGAUGUGAUUGUUCUCUGUCGAUCAUCAACGAAAUUGUGUGAUGCUAUUGUUAAAGUUGCUGGUGACCAGGUAUUAAACGAAUAUCAAGCAAUUUCAAUAUCAUCGAAACAAAUUGCAAUAUCAGCUGGUUCAUUAAAAUGUAAAAUGAUUCUUUUUCAAUCUUGGCAACCGCACAAAAAUGAUGAACUAUUAAGAAAAUCUGUAUCUGAUUUUGUAUCAGAUGCCAUUCAAUAUGUAACCGAUAAUAAUUAUACAAGUAUUUCAUUUCCAGCAUUGGGAUGUGGUAAUUUUGGUUGUUCUGCCAAUGUAAUUGCUGAUACAAUGAUAAAUGAAACAAAAUCUCAAUUAAAAAAUUUAAAGAAAACUAUUAUAGUAUCAUUUGUAUUAUUAGCACAACAAAAAACUGUAUAUGAUGAAUUUUGUAAUCAAUUAAAUCCCAGACUGAUAGAUAAUAAUAAGAGUGGUUUAUUUAAUCGUGCAGCAAAAGUAAUCAGUGGAUAUUUUUCCACAAAUACACAAGAUAAUGCCACCUCAAGCAGUGAAUCUGAGAACAUAGAAUAUUUUGACCAAGAAAUCGUACAAAUAACUCUAACAACAUCGGCAGAAAAUAAAGACGCAUUGUCAGAAUGUCGACAAGCAAUUGAGAAGCAAAGUAAAUCUGGUACGUUGAAAAAAGAGUGGAAAGAUAAACAAGACAUGAGAAAUUGGACACAACAAACAAUUAAUAAAUAUUAUAUUUAUUGUCUGGAACGAAAAAUAUUACCACAGUUAGAUAUCAUAAACGGUCAUUUACAACUAAAUGGUUUAAAAGAAUCUGUAUUAGAGGCAGAAAAAUAUAUUUAUCAAUUAUUAAAUGAUACAUAUCGGCAAGAACGAGUGCAGAUCAUUUCACAAGGCGUUAUUUGGUCAUAUGAAGUAUCGGAUGAUGUAUGGAAAAACUAUUCGUUUAAAACAAAUGCCGAAAUUGAAGUUACUUACCAACAUAGAGUACCAUCGAUCGAUAUAAUCGAUGAAGAAUUUAAUAGAUGUCGAGUAUAUGUAGACAAUAGAAUGAAUGAAGAGUGUGGAAAACAAGUUCGUCGAAUAAGACGAAAAGAAAUUAAUCAAAAAUGGCCCGAUCACUGGUCUCCUAAACACGAGGAUACAAAAUGUAUUCCAUUGAAUAAUACGUCAAAAGAAUAUAAAGAUGUUGUUGAUAAGUUUAAUUCUACUAUGACAGGCCGAUAUAGUCAAAUAAUUAAAAUUGAACGAGUAGAAAAUGAACGGUGGUAUAUACAAUACGCAGCACAUCGUGAUGAAUCUAAGCGAAAAUAUAAAAAUGAUGACUGUGAAAAAACAUUAUUUCAUGGAUUACCAAGUGAUAAAACAGCUUUUAUUAUUAAUGAAUGUUUCAAUCGGUCUUAUGCCGGUGUGAAUGGAACGGUAUACGGUUUUGGUGUUUAUUUUGCUACAAAUGCUCGUUAUAGUAAUCGUUAUGCAAUACCAGACACAUCAACGGGUGAACGAUGUAUGUUCAUUGCCAAGGUUUUGAUUGGGAGAGCAAUAAGGGGAGAUUCAAGCAUGAAAACAGCACCAGCAGGAUAUGAUUCAACAACUGAUCAGAAUGAAAUUUUUGUUACAUAUCAUGACGCACAAGCUUAUGCUGAAUAUUUAAUUACAUACAAAUAA